UUGGACUCGGCAUCUUAUUAGCAACAAGGGAAAUUUCUCCAUUUUGCAGCCUGCCUACAGCGACACGGCCACCGGUCUGGGAUUUUAUUACCGCUCCUCACCUGCCAGCGCGUCCCUGCUAUUCAAAACCACUCUGCUCAUUCCAGGCCGACUUUGCUUUUCAUUUUCCCCGUGAAUCUUCCCUUUGUGCACGGGGGAGAGCGAGAGGGGGAGACAGCAGUGAAGAAAAGCGUUCAACAAAGAGGCUUGUGGGUCUUUGUUCGGAUUUUUUUUUAGGGGGGAUCAGAGUUUCUUUGUUGGAGCGAAGCAUGGGAGCGCAAUUUGCCAAGGCAGCUGGAAAGGCUGAAACUGUCUCGGAGAAGCCCGGGGAAGCUGUUGCUUCACCCACCAAGAGCAACGGACAGGAAAACGGCCACGUUAAAGUGAAUGGGGAUGCCUCUCCUGCGGCGGCUGAGAACGGCAAAGAGGAGGUGCAGGCCAACGGCAGCGCCACAGCCGAGGAGAGUCCCAAGGAGGAGGUUGAGAAGGCCGAGGCCGCCCCUGCCGAGGCUGCAGAAGGAGAAAAGGUAGAGGCGGCGUCCCCUGCUCCUGCUGAGGGAGAGGCAGCGAAAGCAGAGGAUGGCGCCACACCUUCCACCAGCAACGAGACCCCCAAGAAGAAGAAGAAGAAGUUCUCCUUCAAGAAGUCGUUCAAGUUGAGCGGGUUUUCUUUCAAGAAAACCAAGAAGGAGACGGGAGACGGAGCCGAGAACGAGGAGGUGGCAGCGGAUCCAGCAGCAUCCACAGAAGAGGCCAAGGCUGAGGGCACAGAGGAAGCAGCAGCAGCAGCCGCUAGCGAGGAGACCAAACCCGCUGAGGGGCAGGCCGCACCUGCUGCCGAGCAGGCCAAGGAGGAGGUAGAGGCCAAGCCAGAGGCGGCAGCAGCAGCAGCAGAAAAGCCAGUGGAGGAGGCCAAGGAGGUCGCUCCUGCUGAGGAGCCAAAGGCAGAGGAGAAGCCGGCUGAGCCCACAGUCGAGGAGGCGCCCAAAACAGAGGAGGCCGCCCCCACCUCACAGGAAGCAGCAUCAGCGGAGGCUCCUGCUGCAGCUGCAGAGGCUGCUGAAUAAGUUCACAGAGAGGAAGAAAUUAAAACAAAAAAAGGAUGAAAAAAAGAUAAUCAAAGAACAUUUCCCUGUUUGUAUGUGGGAGUGAUGCCAGAUCCUGGCUUUGAAGAACUUGUCUACAAGCAGGGAUAUUUUAAAGCUUUUCUUUACUUUUUUAUUUUUGGUUUCCAUCCCCCUCUCCACACAAAACCCAUCUCAGUCCAUUGUUACUUCCAUUCAUACGGGCUAGGACGAUGGGUGGCUUCAAUACGUACAGCAGAUUUAUUACAUCCACACUGCCAUAUAUUUUUUCAUCAGUAUUAAAAUUUUCUUUUUGAAUUUUUAUACAAAAUGUAAACAAAAUGGUAUGGACAUGCCCGUGGUAUGAAGGAGAAAGGGGGUUGAGCUGUAAAUGAAGGGGGGAGGUGAAUUCAGGGAGGGAGGAGGGGUCCUGGGAAAUGUGCAGCAGACUAUUACGGAAAGAGUAGUCUUAAAAACGAUUAGACCAACACCUACAUACACCAUGCGGUUUACAACACUAAGUCAUUCCUGCGAUAAGACGACAGAAGCAUCCCAGGGUUAGGGUUUUUUAGGACAUAUAAACUCAUAGGAGCUUUUCACUUCUCAUUAGCUGUUCCAGUCAGUGAUUCAGUAGAAAUACAAGUUGUAUAGGCUUUAUUGUUUAUUGUUGGUUUUAUGACCUUAAUAAAAAAUGUAAGUAUGUAUAGGAGGGGUGUUUUUAACUGUGAUUAUUGUACAAAAUGAAAUUUGGAGCUCAAGAAGCACAUGAAGACAGCAGCUCUCUUUUCCACCCGCUCUUUUUUGAUAACAACCAACACGCGCGCAAGAAAUAAAAAUAAAGUCACCCCGGAAAAGAGCUUCAGCAAUUUUGAAUUCAAAAACCAAGCUGUGAUAAGUGGAAUGGUUAACUGUUUAUAUACUGUGGUAUGUUUUUUGAUUACAGCAGGCAAUGCUUUUUUUAGUGGUCUUUGACAAAAAUUUACUGAAACCUAUCAGAUGCAUAUGUUUGUGCAGCAUCUUGUCUCUUUCUUUCCUUUCCUUUUGUAAAUACUGGAGAAGCUUUGGCCAAUUUGACUUAGAGAUGGAAUGUAACUUUGCUUACAAAAAAAUGCUAUUAAACUUUUCUGCUUAAGGUGUUCUAAUUUUCUGUGAGCACACUAAAAGCAAAAAUAAAUGUGAAUAAAAUUUGA
This is a messenger RNA of Limanda limanda (common dab), 2293 nucleotides long. It is a transcript of the gene marcksa, whose product is annotated as myristoylated alanine-rich protein kinase C substrate a. Bases 309 to 1106 code for a protein of 265 amino acids. The transcript is spliced from 2 exons. The record is from RefSeq and is a predicted model, not a curated record. Lineage: Eukaryota; Metazoa; Chordata; Actinopteri; Pleuronectiformes; Pleuronectidae. Gene Ontology annotation, biological process: central nervous system development; actin filament organization. Gene Ontology annotation, cellular component: cytoplasm; actin filament bundle; plasma membrane. Gene Ontology annotation, molecular function: calmodulin binding; actin filament binding.